AUGAGCGACGUAUCAGCACCAAAGCCCAGCAGCAGCGUCAAGCUGGUCUUGCUGGGAGAGGCUGCAGUGGGAAAGUCAUCACUGGUCCUGCGCUUCGUAAACAACGACUUCCAGCCCAAUAAGGAACCCACUAUCGGCGCCGCUUUCCUCACAAAGAAGAUCACGCUACCUGCCCGCACUAUCAAGUUCGAGAUCUGGGAUACUGCAGGCCAGGAACGUUUCGCUUCGCUCGCUCCCAUGUACUACCGCAACGCACAGGCUGCCCUUGUUGUCUACGAUCUGACCAAGCCAUCUUCUUUGGUCAAGGCCCGACACUGGGUUGCCGAGCUGCAGCGCCAGGCUUCUCCAGGCAUCGUGAUUGCUUUGGUCGGAAACAAGUUCGACCUGUGCGGUGAGGAAGGAGAGGACGCCGAGGAUGACGCUGCUACCGAGGCUGCUGCAGGUGAAGAUGAAGACGGCGCAGAUGCAAGAAAGGUCAGCACGCGCGAGGCCAAGUCAUAUGCAGACGAGGAGAAUCUACUGUUCUUCGAGACUUCCGCGAAGAACGGCACCAACGUUACCGAAGUCUUCACUGCAAUCGCCAACGGCAUUCCUGAAACAAGCCUCAAAGGUCCCAGAGGAGGCGCCGCUGCCGCCAGAGCCGGUGCUGGCGACGCUGCUGCACAAGGCCAGGAGUCAAGGGUCAACCUGAACAGCAUCCGGGAAGCUGGCGCAAAGGAGGGUUGCGCUUGUUAA
Molecule: messenger RNA, 735 nt
Organism: Aureobasidium pullulans EXF-150
Lineage: Eukaryota; Fungi; Ascomycota; Dothideomycetes; Dothideales; Saccotheciaceae
Product: putative rab GTPase Vps21/Ypt51
Exons: 2
Coding region: 1-735 (244 amino acids)
Molecular function (GO): GTPase activity; GTP binding
Source: RefSeq, a predicted model, not a curated record